GAGGAGACGUGACAAUGGCGUUGAGUUACGGAAGCGCCUAUAACCUGUUUGAAGUAAAGAAGAUUGAUUUUUCUGGUUUUUGGCUUUUUCUGAACAAAAUUUCAUCGAGCUCAGUGCUGCAUUCUGGAAGCAAAAACAAAAACACAUUCAAGGCACUCAUUGCGGCAGAAUAUAGUGGCGUGCAGCUUGAGCUAGUUAAGAAUUUUGAGAUGGGUUUUUCAAAUAAAACACCUGAAUAUCUUAAGAUGGAUUGUCUGAUCUUUCAGAUGCAAGUCCCGAUAUUGGAGACACCUGAUGGCCCUAUUUUUGAGAGUAAUGCAAUAGCACGUAAUGGUAUAAUAAGCUUCCUUGUAUCUUAAGAUGGACUGUCCGAUCUUUCACCAUGCAAGUCCCUGUAUUGGAGACACCUGAUGGCCCUAUUUUUGAGAGUAAUGCAUAGCAUGGCACUUGGAGCCCUGAACUCUCAUCUUGCUGCAAACACUUAUUUAGUGGGAGACUUUGUGACCCUGGCAGAUAUCAUAAUGACAUGUAACUUGGCACUGGGAUUUGAUUGGAUCAUGACUAAGGCCUUUACUUCAAAAUUUCCUCAUGUUGAAAGGCAUCACUGGACAAUGGCUGACCGGCCAACUUGUAAGCUAAUGGAUGAACCCAAGCAGACAGAGGCUGUUCCACAUGUGGAGCAGAAAUCUGGUCGGCCCAAAGCGCCAAAGCAAAAGAAAGCAGAAAAAGAAGUCAAAAAAGAGGAGGCACCAAAGCCCAAGCCUAAAGUGAAGCAGCCUGAAGAGGAGGCAACCAAGCCCAAACCAAAGAAUCCUCUUGAUCUGUUGCCUCCAAAUAAGAUGGUGUUGGAUGACUGGAAGAGACUCUAUUCAAAUACCAAGACUAAUUUCCAUGAGGUUGCAAUAAAAGGAUUCUGGGAUACGUAUGAUUCUGAGGGUUAUUCUCUGUGGUUCUGUUAGUACAAUGAUGAGAACACAGUCUCAUUUGUGAUUCUAAACAAGGUGAGUGGAGUCCUGCAGCGCAUGGACCUUGGCCGCAAGUAUGCAUUUGGAAAGAUGCUUGUAAUUGGAACAGAGCCACCAUUCAAAGUAAAGGGAUCGUAGCUCUUCCAUGGGCAGGAGAUCCCUCAGUUUGUGCUCGACGAAUGCUAUGAUAUGGAGAUGUAUGAGUGGACUAAGGUGGAUAUAUCUAAUGAAGCCUAGAAGGAGCAGGUCAAUGCAAUGAUUGACGACCAGGAACUUGAGGGUGAAGCCUUAUUAGAUGCCAAGUGCUUCAAGUGAUUGUUAUUUAGGACUAUAUAUGUAAGAUAAAGCUGAACUAUCAUCUUUAGUUUGGAAAUUAGCCAUCUGAUGGUCAAGAUAAGUUGAUACAGUCCUCAUUGGUUUGCUUGCAUCAUUUAGAUAUAUGCAUCAAUUGCUGCACUCUGGUGGGUGAUUGAUGUGGUUUUAUAUGUGCAUGUGGUGUUGGACCUAGUGCUGGUAAUGCCAUUUGUAUGAUAGUGACAUGGUGGUUCUCAAAAAGAGAAGGUGAUAUUUGUUCUC
Elaeis guineensis (African oil palm) is the source of this 1541-nucleotide messenger RNA. Lineage: Eukaryota; Viridiplantae; Streptophyta; Magnoliopsida; Arecales; Arecaceae. The record is from RefSeq and is a predicted model, not a curated record.